Ostertagia ostertagi is the source of this 318-nucleotide messenger RNA. The record is from the annotation of a GenBank genome assembly. Lineage: Eukaryota; Metazoa; Nematoda; Chromadorea; Rhabditida; Trichostrongylidae.
AUGCCUGGAGGACCUGGAGGACCAAUGCCUGCAGGACCUGGAGGACCAAUGACGGGAGGACUUGGAGGACCAAUGCCUGGAGGACCUGGAGGAUUUCCAUUCGGAGGACGCGGAGGUCGUAGAGGAGGUGGAAGAUCCCGUCAUGGAGCACAUAGAUGUUCUUCGUCGGCGGCUAUGCAGAUGUCUCAGUAUCUGUCACCUCAACACAUCAGAAGGGCUCUGACAAAAAUGAUCGCUCGUUGUUGUCCAAUUCCUGUAUGGCAGCCGACAGGGUCACACACAUGGUCGGCCGAACUUCUCCACUCGUCCACUCUAUAG